CACGGCGGGCCCCGCCGCCCGGCCCUGCCUCCCUCCCGUGGGAGAGGCCGGUGCGGCGCCGCCUUGCUUUUGGAGUAGGCGGAAAUCCAGCGCGGGGUUUGCGGGAAGCUGAAGGAGCCGCCGGCGACCUGCCGGCGAGGAGAUGUCCCCGGAUCCGCGCCUCAGCCCAGCCUGCAUGCUCGCCCUGGGUGGAGCGGUCGUCUUUGUCGAGCCGGGACCUGCUCUCCUUUCUCGUUCAAGCAGAAGAGGAGCUAGCGAGGAAAUAAAAACAAGCUCGAGUUAAUGUUUGAGAAGUUCGGGUGCGGGAGAGUCUGGAUUUUUGGCUUCUUGGAGAAACAGUAGAAAAUGCAAAACGAAAUAAUAAAGCCUGCUAAAUACUUCUCAGAAGUGGAGAAGAGUGUGCUGCUUGCAUUAGUUGAAAAAUACAAAUAUGUGCUUGAAUGUAAAAAAAGUGAUGCAAGAACAAUUGCUCUGAAACAACGUACCUGGCAAGCACUAGCUCAUGAAUAUAAUUCACAGCCCAGUGUAUCACUGCGAGACUUCAAACAGUUAAAGAAAUGCUGGGAAAAUAUCAAGGCACGGACAAAAAAGAUAAUGGCACAUGAAAGGCGGGAGAAGGUAAAAAGAAGUAUUAGUCCACUUAUAAAUACUCACAUCAUAGGGAAAGAGAAGAUUGCCAGCAUAAUGCCUGAGCAAAUGUACUUUUUGCAGAGCCCACCAGAAGAAGAUUCUGAAUAUCAGCCUGAUGCUUCUAGUCAAGAGUCAUUUGUUGUCUCAAAUAGAGAACUUUGUGAUGAAGAGAAAGAGCUGGUACAUUUCCCAGUGUGUGAAGGUACCUCCCAACCUGAGCCUUCGUGUUCUGAUGUCAGAAUAGCAGCAGAUAAGAACUACAGAAGUAAAGCAUCUCAGGAAAGUGCUCUGAAAAAGAUGCAUGAGGAAGAACAUCAUCAGCAAAUGUCAAUUUUGCAACUGCAGUUAAUCCAAAUGAAUGAAGUUCAUGUGGCAAAAAUACAGCAAAUAGAAAGAGAAUGUGAGAUGGCUGAAGAGGAGCACAGGAUAAAAAUGGAAGUGCUAAAUAAAAAGAAAAUGUAUUGGGAGAGAAAACUGCAGACCAUUACAAAAGAAUGGCCUGUAUCAUCCUUUAACAGACCCUUUCCUAAUUCGCCAUAGAACAUAAAGGGGGAGAGAGUCAGUCUGAUUGAGCACAUUCAUGAGUAACGCGCACUGGAAAGAGGGUUUUUUAAUGUGAAUGUACAGUGACAGGAUAGGUGCCUGGCUGAAAGUAACACACUUUGACUCUUAGUGUUUAGGGAAACUGUGGUUGAUCCACCAAGGGGAAACCUGUAUUGUUCAUUUGUAGGUAGUUCUGAUUUGUUUAACUCUCAGACGCGCACAGUGUUCUAAAAUGUGAACGUGUUUUCCCCUCUCAGAAUACCCUAACAUCCUUUUGAAAUUUAAGGUACUUUGGAUAUUCUUACAUUGGGUGUUCUUAAGAAAAUUUAACGGCUUUAAAUAUCAGGUUAUAGUGUUUAUUUUGAUUUCUAUCUCUUCCUAUCUACCAUUUCCCAAAUGAGGCAAGGGUUGGAGUUGCUCUUUGCUACUGGGACAAGACGUGAUUGGCAGGUAUUGGUUGGAUUGUUUCACUGUGGCUUAGGGGAAAAAAAAGAACUUUUGUCUAGUUAAUAUAGUUCAUAACUUACUCUUUAUAGAAGAUGUGAAAAUGAAGGAAGUAGCAAAAGGACCACUGUAGUAACUGAGCCCUUUGCUUAUGAAGAACAGUAAUGUUUUCCAGCUGGCUGGCUGAUUGCAAGAAUGAUUAUGGACUGACCUUCCAGUUGUUUGAGCCUUGACCCGUAAGAAGUUGGAAAGAAGGUGACCUCUUUCUCAAAAACCAUUGUGCUUGUCCUUUCUUUGCCAGGCUCAUCUUGUAUUCGAGUAGAAUACUGAAACAGGAGGGUCGCAUGCUGCUACCAGCACUGUGUGCUGUUCACCUGGAGUCAUUCUGAAGGGAAGAGCUUUUUAACAAUUAAAGCUCUUAAAGCGCAGUGAGCCAGCCAGUCCAUUGGCAAAGUCUCCCUCUCUCCCUAUGCAAUACUUGACAGCAUAGCAGCUAGCUUGAGUGUUUCAACCUCUCCCUAGCUAGAAGAAGAGACUAAGACUCACCCUUUUUUCCUUCACACAGGGUGGGAAGCAGUUCAAGGGAAUCAGUCCUGUCUUGGAGCACUGUUACGUUUUGUUCUGUCCCAUGUGUUGCGGUGGUGUGUUUCUUGCCUUUGAUGUCAGGGGUGAUGGACAUGAUUUGUAUGAAAGCAUUCACAUGAGGGUCUCUGCAGAGUUUGGAGGUCCAGAAUAGUAGAUGGUAGGAAAGCACAAAUAAAGAGAAUCCUUCCCCAGGCAAUCAUUUAGUCUAGUGGGGCAAGGGUUAAGAAAACAUGAAAUACAGAACUGCGCAAAGAUUCAUAAGAGCUUCUGAUGUGUGAAAAGCUGUUCUGCAGGAAGGUGUACGACCAUCAUUUGAAGCGGUGAGAAAAAUGAACAAAACCAUAAAUUGUCAUUGAAAAACCUGAGUAUCCCAUUAUUCAAUAAAGUAUUUUCGGAUCAUGA
Phalacrocorax carbo (great cormorant) is the source of this 2604-nucleotide messenger RNA. The record is from RefSeq and is a predicted model, not a curated record. Lineage: Eukaryota; Metazoa; Chordata; Aves; Suliformes; Phalacrocoracidae.